AUGGCGUCGGACAGCGACGGCAGUAAAAGUAGCGUCGUCAUCCUUAGGUGCAUCCAUGAGAAACUUGUAGAAUACAAAACUUCGCUCUUGCGGCAGCUGAAAGAUGAGCAGAAAUUUGCGCUAGCAAUUAGCAAAGUGCUCACGCCCGAAGAUGUGGAGGAGGACAGGAAUUCUAGUGUAGCAGAGCAGGAGGUGGCACUUCCCGAGGGCGAUAGGAUUUGGCAAGAGGAGGAAGCUUAUGCUGCUGUAGUUGAGACUGUAGCUGAUGCUGUAUCUGAAGUUGAAGUUGAGACGCUAAAGGCAGGUGAUAGCGGAUUUCCUUGCAGUGAUGUUUCUGUCGUGGGUCCUGCUCUUGCAGAUGUGCCAGAGAAGUCAAUAUUUGAAGAGACAAGAUUAGAUUUUGGUUUGAAGAAACGGCGGCUAUCGGAGGUAGAGGUGAAAGGUUCGGCUGAAGCCGAAAAUGAAGAAGCAUCUGUGAAGAAGUUGAAGAGGAGCAAAGUAAAAAGCGAAAGAAAGUUUGACGAUAGAAAGGAACACACUGGAGCAAAGGAAGAAAAUCCGAAAAUUGGACUGGAUACUGCUGCGGACCAGGAACAUCUGCCUAAAGGGACUCCGUAUCAUGUUUUACAAAAGACGUCGGUUCCUCCAAACAAAUAUUUAUUGCAAAAGCGACGGGAGGAAGAGGCAUCGGAUCGCAAAGCUGCUCACGAACAGCAGCAGCCACUUUUGCUAGCUUCGCUAGAAAAUAGCAAGAAAAUUACAUGUAGCAAACGGUCGGUGUCGACGCCGAUAAGCUCUUCAGCAUCUGUGGAUCUGAUAGAUGCAAAGUUUGAUCGAAGGCUGCGUGAACACGUGCAUCUUCACCGGGAGGUAAAUAAACGCAGCCAUGCUGUUACAAGGAAACGGCAACUGCCGCGACUGCCAACACCAGCGCGUGGCAAGACUCACUGGGACUUCGUACUGGAGGAGAUGAAGUGGAUGGCGACAGAUUUUGCUCAGGAACGUAAUUGGAAACGGGUGCUCCAACAUCGCUUGGCAGCCGAUGUGAUUGUUGCGCAAAAUUCAGGAAAUGUGCGUCAGGAAUUAGAGAAUUGUCAGAUGGCCCGUGGUGUUGCUUUACAGAUUUCGGCUUUUUGGCGAACGAUGGAACGGAUUGCAGCGAGAUCACGAGUGCGAUUUGAAGCCGCGGGUACUGACCGGUCAGAUCAUGGUGAGAUUGAUGAUACAGCGUCAGGGGGCAAUCCUGCACCUUCUGAAGACGGUAGCAAGCAGGGCAAAAGUGAGGACGUCGAGAUGGGUGGCGCCGAAAACGAUAAUUUGGCAUUGAAGUUCCAUAUUAUUGGCCCCGCAGCUAGCAACGCGAUGGACGCAAAACGUGAUGUAAAAAAAUUGUGGAAGCCAGAAGUGGUGCUAAAUUCUGCAAAAGCUCAUGUUACUUAUAUUGUGAGUGCAGGAAAGCGAGCGCGCAGCGCAAUGACUUCUUUAUCAACAAAAGACGCUGAUGUGGAAAGGUCCACAGCGUGGUCGCUACGUGAGGCGGCCUUCCAGGGUUUGCUAGCGCGUUGUACUGCCUUGCAUGCGGAGGGAAGGCCCACCAUUUGCUUGGCCACCUUUCAAGUGCUGGCUUUGAGGUGGAUGUUCGACUUGUACUCCAGUGGCCUCAACAUGUUUUUAAAUGACCAACUCGGAAUGGGCAAGGCAGCCACGAUCGUUGCUUUUCUUAGCUUGAUCGAAAUUGUGUCCUCUCAGAAGCAGCAACAAGAAGGUGGUGCAUUAUGCGCAUCUAUAGUAGAACGCGCGUAUGGUGAACAAUCGGAAGGCCCACAUUUGAUUGUUGUAUCUGAGGAGGAGCUUCAUAAGUGGCGGCAUUAUCUUCGCGUAUGGCAUCCAGACCGGCGUAUUCAGCUUUAUGACGGCGUAGGUAAGACAUCGCAUUAUAAAGAACAGUUGCAGCAGGAGUGGAAUGUUAAGCUUCGAGCCCAAGCGCAUAAGGGUGAAGACGAUUUCCUUGUAGCCCCGCCCAAUAAUAACGAUGACGAAGGAUUGGACGACGACGAACGUGCUGAACCUUUAUAUUGUGUACUAUGCCCCGUGGGUGCAUUCGCUGAAGAUCGACAGGCUUUUGUGGCAUUUACGUAUUGGCAGAUGGUCGUCGUGGAAAAGGAGCAUGGUGGUCAUUUUGAUGACUCGACUUGCGUGUCCGCGCUGCAACAGCUUCGACAACAACAGCGGCGAGUCUUGUGCAACGGUCAAUCGAUUGAAAAUUGGAAAAACACUGCUUUACGUUUACAGUACGCUGAAUUUGUAGUGCGAGAAGCUUCUGCUCCUGAUGGUAGCGAUGCGCAUGGAAGCUGCCAUCGAGUGGAGACCUGGCCUGUGCAAGAACUACUAGUUGAAAGGUCAUCUGUGGCGGAGGUGAUGCAAAUUUAUGGCAAAUCAUCGAGUGUACGGGCUGCUUUGUGGAAGGCAUCUUCCCAGCAAGAGGACUUGCCAAAGUAUAUGAAUGCGUUGCUACUAACAUUAUCCUGUCUUAGCUUGCGGCGGGUCCGCAGCGAAGUUGAGACAGAAUUACGCAAAAUUGAGGAAAUAAGCUUGAGCUGCCAACCCAGUCUGUCACAAAGUACACAGUAUCGAAACGCACUAAGUGGAUUUGCGGCAACGCUAGAUCCUGCCAGUGGCCGCGAAGAGCGACUGAGUGUCUGGCUGCAACUUCUGCUGCGUCUUCGUCAGAUCUGCAAUUGCGUUGAUCUCGUGAACGAUAUGGAUAAGUUAGGGCACGCUGAUUUGCGAUUGCUAACUAGUUGUUCCGCGAAAUUAGAGGCGUUGGAACCACUGCUACGUCGGCUAGUGUUUCAGGAAGGCAAGAAGGUGGUGAUAUACUGCCAGUUCCACGGUAUGUUUCCUGUCUUAGAGCUAUUUCUUUCUCUGUUAGAUGUUAGCUACGUGCGCAUCACUGGCUCGAUCGCCAUGCAGCGUCGUGCGCUUUGCCAUUUUGCGGACCGCAUUGUGGUUCGUGUGGCACUCGCAUCUACUCGGCUGUCCACUUCAGAUGGAGGCCAGGCAGUGUCAGUAUUUGGUAGUGAUGCCAUCGUGGUCGUUGACAGUGACUGGAAUGCUACGUGUGACGCGAAGCUUCGGGCAAGUUGGGCUAAAAUGGCGGUUUGCGGUACAGAUACACUGGCAGUCUACCGACUGCAUUGUGAAAAUACUGUCGAGGCAUCAUUACUACGCGUGGGGGCUUCGCUUACUGAGAAAGUGUUUGGCGAGAUAACUCCACAAGAACUUCUUGCUGUGCCGUCUGACAUGACAUUGUCGAUUAAAAAACCCAGUUGGUGGUUUCCAACCGUUACUAGCAGCGGUGGAAACGGCUUGACUGUCACCGGACCAAUGGUGAAACUUGCGAGUCUGACUCAGCAAGUGGAACAAAAUGAGAAGUACUGCGGAAGUCCUAGUGAACUUGAAGCGCCACUUGUUGUGUACAAUGUGGAUUUGGAUGCAGAGGAACAUCUUUUGCUGGCCAAUACAGACGAGCUGACACCUGUCGAAUGGUACGCUGUUAACUUCGUCCACGACAUUAUUGACAGAAAACAACAGCAGGGAAGUGAAGUAAAAACAAUUGAAAGCGAAUUUGGAAACGUUGAAGACGAAGACGUCGCCUCUAGCGAUGAAAAAGACGCGUUUUUUUACUCAGAACAGCGCUCAUUCGAAAAAUUGGCUGCUUUAGAAGUAAAUCGUCACUGGCAAGAAGGCGAUGCGGCAUCGCAGCUUUUUUUCAAAGUCGAAUUCCUCCACAACGGUGUGGUGUGUGGAAGCGCGCUCGAAAGCAUUUUCAUGCAAAUGCGUACGCAAGGCAUGGAAACGCAUUUUGAGGUAUACAAGCCUCCACUUUUGCGGUUAAUAGACGAUGCGAAAUCGCAGGACGGGGCUUUUCCCCUAAGGACUGGUGUGAGCAUAGACACCCAGAUGGAGUUCCGGAUAUCAUAUCGUGUGCCGGUACCUCCGCCGCCAGUGCCUGAAACUGCAAAGUUUAAGUUAGAGCAUGCUGUCGGGCAGCAUGGGGAUCAAUCCAAAUUUAUUAAGUCUAGCAAGAAACAGCGGGCCAGUGCCGCUGUUAUGGCAGCAGCGAGGAGCGGAUUAGUACCUAUUUCGAAUCGAAAUUCGAUGAAUUUUUCAGCUAACUCUGCAGAUGCUAAACGCAAGCUUGAAGCACAGUUAAGCGACAUUAAGUUGGGACCCCAAAAGGAGCAACGUGUGGAUUUAGAGGGAAUUCCCGUCCCCGAUGUAUCAGAAUUUGCAGAUGAUGACUUUUGGGGUGACACGAACUUAGUUGCACUUGAUUCGGCUGAAUGGGAUGAUCCUGCUCUUCUUGGUGGUAUCUUAGGUGUUGGUGUGAGCGGCACCGGUACUGGAGCAUCUUAUACAGCCACUUCAUCUUGUACAACAUUUAAUGGAGCAGGUGCGUCGAUAGCGUCAGGAGCCAGCAGUGUGACGGGGAGUGCGAUCGGGCCGCACGCGGAUCCACGCCAAUUCACGACACCUUUCCAGAAGAGCUCAAAAAAGUCGAAGACCGGAACAGGGCGCGUUAGAAAAACCAGCUUGUCCUCAUUUGAUUCUGGGCGUGACGUUUGGAGCAUGCAUGACGACGUCGUCCUCAAAAAAUUGUUCGAACUUUACGGGCCCAAUUGGACUCUCAUCGCGCAGGUGCUCUAUUCGACCACUGCGGUCUCUCGUUUUGUCGGUAAGAAGCGUUCACCACGACAAUGUUACGACCGCUACAGCAAGAUUAUAUCUGGUAACAUUACCAGUGGGGCUUCUGCUGCUUUUACAACGAAAGAUGGCAAGUCAGUUUCCUCGCUAAAUACCCACCGUGUCGCAAACGUUGCGGCCGCUCAGCUUACUCCAGUAGUACUGGACACGCGCAUCGGAUUGGCGCACGGUGAAUUGCUUUUGAACUUUUCACCACGUCAUUCGUUUCCUGGGUUGCCGCCGCCAUCUAUCGUGAGCGCGCCCAGUUUGGUGGAGGCACACCGUCAAAAGCAAAUAACCACAAAUGCUGCUGCUGGUAAAACGCUAAUCAACAAGGAAGCUGGAGGAUUGGACGAUCUAAAGUCAAUCAAGACCUCAUUUGACGCUAUAAUUCAGUGCAUGAAGCACAAGACGUCGCCACCGCCGAUCCCAAUCCCUGUCGGAGCGAGUUCUACAAUAUCAGGUUCAACUGCAACGCCAGCCACACCAAGCUCGACAGAUUUGGGGACGAAGGCGUCACUCACAGCUGGAUCGUUUCCAUCGUUGCAAGUUCCAACUCUUGCUUCAGCCUUAUCCACUCCAACCAAAGCCAGUGCGAAAGGAAUCGAAAAAGCUUCCCUUCCGCCAGCAGCGAUCGCAAAGGCGCUGCCUGUUGUGGUGCCGCCGCCACAUAAAUCGUACACUGACAUGGUUUCGCUCCUUCCAGGAGCUGUCCUUGGCCCGGACGAAGUAAUUAAGCGCAGCAAGAGGGCGGCAUUAGUAGCCGUACAAGCGGCGGCUUCCGUAGCUUCGAUCGGGCGUGAAGGCUCUCCGCUUUCUGCAAGUGGUGAUGUUAUGCUCGGCGCUGGCUCGGGAUUUGGCGUAUCAGUAAGUAGUUCAAUGCCUCGCCGUUCGCACGCAGCAUCUCUCACGAGUGAAACGAGCGCUGUCAGUGUGAUGUCUAUUCCGACAAUACCAUCUUCGAGAGCUGUUGCCGCUGCUGCAGUAUCAGCAGGCGCACGAUCGCAGACAACGACAGCGACAAAAGAAACGUGGGGUGGAAUCGUUCAAGAUGUGAGCGCGAACGGAUUAAAUGUUAGCGCGGCUGUGGAUCCAGAAAGCGGCAGUGGAUCGCAGCGGAAUGCGCCUAUCCCUGUGACCACAUCGACGCUAUUGCACGUCCUGGACCGCAUGCCUGAGAUUAAGAACAAGAUUCAAUCCAUCUUAAAUCGCUCAGACUGUUCCGAGUCGCAAAAGGUGGCCAUGAUUGCUCGUUUGUUGAGCAACACGAACGCCAUUAACAACACGAACGCGCUUGGAGCAACUGCGACAAUGUCCUCGUCAGAUGUAUCAGUCGAUGACAACAGUGCAGUGUUGGUGGCGCUUACCGCCGAUCGUGGCAUGCUCAGCUCCCCUGAUAUGCUCAUCGACACGGAGACGCCCAUCCCGAUGCCGGCAUCACUGGGCGCGUCGGUGUCUAAUGUGGGCACUUCGUCUGCCAUGACUCCACAAGGACAGCUUCGUCCACCAGCAAAGUAG
Molecule: messenger RNA, 6264 nt
Organism: Peronospora farinosa
Lineage: Eukaryota; Oomycota; Peronosporomycetes; Peronosporales; Peronosporaceae
Source: the annotation of a GenBank genome assembly